AUGUUUACUUUAGGAAUAUAUAGAAUGGCAACCACCAGGUUAAUACCAAGUGUGAGAUUCAAUUCAACCACCACUAAAAUCACCACACCAUUAUCAUGGGUUGAUUUCUUUCAACUUAAAAAACAAAGUAAUAGAAUUAAUUUAGUAAGUGGUAUUUUCACAGGUAUUGGAGGAGCUUUAUUGACAUUGAGUUAUUUGGGAAAUAUUGAAAUAGAUGUUGAGAAACCAAUUUAUGGAUUUGAUCCAAUUUUGGUAUUAGGUGGAGCAGUUGUAUUAGGUGGAUUUGCUGGUUUUUUAGUAGGACCAAGUUUUGGUUCUCUAAUUUUCAAAGCAAUGAAUAGAUCAAAAUUACAAGCUUUUGAAAAUAAAAAUAGUUUCUUUUUAGGGAGAUUGAAAAAUAAAAGACCUGAUCCUUCAAGUCAAAGUUUUUCGAAUCCAAUACCAGAUUAUUAUGGUGAAAGAAUCUAUUCUUUGAAAGAUUAUAAACAAUGGUUAAGAGAUUGUAAUGCAUUUAGAAGAAAAGCAAAAGAAUUUUUGUAA
Molecule: messenger RNA, 540 nt
Organism: Lodderomyces jiufengensis
Lineage: Eukaryota; Fungi; Ascomycota; Pichiomycetes; Serinales; Debaryomycetaceae
Gene: PAM17
Product: Pam17p
Exons: 1
Coding region: 1-540 (179 amino acids)
Biological process (GO): protein import into mitochondrial matrix
Cellular component (GO): PAM complex, Tim23 associated import motor
Source: RefSeq, a predicted model, not a curated record